This is a messenger RNA of Triplophysa dalaica, 2583 nucleotides long. It is a transcript of the gene tmx2b, whose product is annotated as thioredoxin-related transmembrane protein 2b. The record is from RefSeq and is a predicted model, not a curated record. Gene Ontology annotation, cellular component: membrane-bounded organelle. The transcript has 8 exons. Gene Ontology annotation, molecular function: disulfide oxidoreductase activity. Bases 130 to 1056 code for a protein of 308 amino acids. NCBI's taxonomy places the organism in Eukaryota, Metazoa, Chordata, Actinopteri, Cypriniformes, Nemacheilidae. Gene Ontology annotation, biological process: brain development.
UCCGCAGUGACCUCUGUCCCUUUAAAUCGGUUAUUCGUUUGCCGACGUAUAUUUUCUCACAGUAAUAACGGCAUUGAUGCGGACCUCGUCGUCUCGGAACAACACCGCAGCACUCGUUCUUUGAACAAAAUGGCCAUAUUAACGACUUUGUUCGCGUUUCUGUAUCAUUUGCCUCUGGUUUACAAAUGGCUACUAAAACCGUACUACGUAGCCUCGUUGUUCAUGUCUCUUGUAUUUCUGGCCAUUCGCAAGACGCCUGGGAUCUGUGAACAUCUUUCGACGCAACGCGAGGAUGGGAACUCGUGCGAUUUCGACUGGAGAGAGGUGGAGAUACUGAUGUUUCUUAGCGCUAUAGUCAUGAUGAAGAACAGAAGAGCAAUUACUGUCGAGCAGCAUCUGGGCAAUAUUAUCCUCUUCUCUAAAGUGGCCAAUGUGAUUCUGUUCUUUAGACUGGAUAUAAGUCUGGGACUACUCUACUUGACACUGUGCAUCGUAUUCCUGAUGACCUGCAAACCUCCACUCUACAUGGGCCCAGAGUACAUCAAGUACUUCAGUGAUAAAACCAUCGACGAGGAGUUGGAGAAGGACCACAGAGUGACCUGGAUUGUGGAGUUUUUUGCUAACUGGUCACCAGAAUGUCAGUCUUUCGCCUCGGUCUUUGCCGAUCUAUCGCUGAAGUACAACUGUGAAGGGCUGAAAUUCGGAAAAGUGGAUAUUGGCCGCUAUGGGGAAGUAUCUAAGAAGUAUAAGGUCAGCACAUCCCCCCUAUCUAAGCAGUUGCCUUCCCUGGUGCUCUUUCAGGAAGGAAAGGAAAUCAUGAAGCGCCCUCAGCUGGACAAGAAGGGAAGGGCAGUGUCAUGGACUUUUACAGAGGAAAACAUCAUCCGAGAGUUUAACCUAAAUGAGCUGUAUCAGAAGUCAAAGAAACUCUGUAAGAGCAAAGGAGAGAAGAGCGAGCAGUUCGCUGUACCAGUGUUCUCCCCUGUGCCUGAAGAGGAGGAACCAGAGGCUGAAACCAUCAACGCGAUGGACACAGAAAGCAAGAAGGACAAAUAGAAUGUGUAUGUGCUAUUUAAGAUCGCUGUGAUGUCAGAAUGGGACUGGAUGAUAUUUUGAUAAUGCUCAGUGCGCAAAGAAUUUUACGUCGUUGAACAAACGGAAUGACUGUAUUUUUUGUUUAACAUAUAGAUCUUAAUUUAUUAGUUCAGUCAGGCUGAUAGUAUAGUAAAUUAUAAUACACAUUAAAAAAUCAUAAUCGUAAAUACUGGACUGGUAUACUCUGAUGUCCAUCAUUCAUUAGUUGAACAGGGCAUUGCUGAUUCUGUCUCUGCCAACUGAGUUUGACAUGAAUAAAGUUAAACAUAAUUAAACAAUCGGACACCAUCUACCUCUAAUAUGGUUCAUAAUUUUUAGUCAGUGAUUAUUUAGUAAGAGGUUAUGUGUUGCAAGUGCAUCACAACUGGGAUAUCAGUUCUUUUUACUAUUAUUAAUAACAUUCCUUUUUUAAUCGUAAGUCACUCCAGUUUUUCCUUUUCUGUUGUGUCUUCUACUAAUUCUAAAAGACAUAUGUUGCUGUGUUUUUUAGUGCCGACUACAUGGUUUCUGUAACAUUAAAAGGGACAGUUUUUCAGUGAAUGCCAACAAUGUUGUGAAAACAUUUCACAGCGUGUGUAAAGUUUCCAAAUGAUUGCCAUUAAUACAUAAAGACAUGGGGUUUUCAGUUAUUUCCAGCCUGAAUACUGCUGUACAUGUCUAAAAUAUUUGUAUUUCCUAUUAUUAAUUUUAUUUGUGCUAAUGUCUUUUUACAUGUCAUUUUUAUUUAAACAGAGGCAUGGAAGAAAGCUGCAGGCAGUGUUUAUUUUAACCUACAGGAUUUACUUUCAAGUUGAAUGCUAGUAUUGUCAAUAUUUUCAUCCUAAAUCUAGUCCUAAAUUGACCCGCAGAAAGAGCAAUAUUGUUUUUGUAACCGUUUCAAAAAAUAAGUUGGUUUUCACUAAUGCUUGUCAAUGAAUUGAUUGUCAUUGGUAUUUUGUCAUUCAAAUUAAACACUGUUCAGCAUCUUGUUUUACUACCUUUUAGCUAAUGAAAUUAAUCUAACUUUAGUGGCAUUAAAUUCACUCUUUGUAGAAUAACCAAGAUGUUAAAAGAUUUCUUCAAAGGGCGAAUGCUGCACAUCUAAAUAUUACAUGUGCAGUUAGUGAGAUUUAACAUGAAAAUAACACUAAGUAUUUGAACUCUUUAUCCACACAAUGAAUGCCAUUGUUACAGAUAACAAUUGAAAGAGAACCGGUCCCAGUGGGUGUAGUCGGUGUUUUAAAAAAAUCCCUUAAAGUUAACAACACAGGUUUUCAUUAAAAACGAAACAAAAUAUAAUUAGCUUUUAACGAUUUUCAUUUGACGCGCGUGACCCCCGGUUAGUGUUUGGUUAGUGUCUAAUAAUAUAACUUUAUAUUAUAUGUAAUGCAAGUUAAUAUUGUAUAUUAAAUUGCAAAUAUAAUAAUUGUAUUAAACAAAUGAUUUGUUGAAAUUUGUUGUAUGUUCAUUUGAUUAAAUAAACAAUUUGGGUCCUGUUGUUUUGACGCA